Molecule: messenger RNA, 375 nt
Organism: Aspergillus calidoustus
Lineage: Eukaryota; Fungi; Ascomycota; Eurotiomycetes; Eurotiales; Aspergillaceae
Source: the annotation of a GenBank genome assembly
AUGUCGGCUCCUAGUCUCACCAACUUCGUUGUCAAGCGCCCAUGGUUGAAGCGCUGGAUGACCCCCAUCGCCAACUGGUAUGUCGACGCUGCUGGCUACAGAAGACUCGGUCUCAGAGCCGAUGAUCUGAUCCCCGAGGAGAACGAGGCUGUCCUGACCGCUCUCAAGCGUCUUCCUCCCAAGGAGGCUUACGACCGCGUCUUCCGUAUUCGCAGAGCUUUCCAGUGCUCCAUUUCCCACACCCUUCUUCCUCCUGAAGAGCACACAAAGCCUUCCGAGGACGUCGAGUACCUCAGCCCCAUCAUCCGCGAGAUCGAGAAGGAGCUGGCGGAGCGUAACGACCUUGACAACCUUGUCGUCAACCAAAAGCGGUAA